This is a messenger RNA of Closterium sp. Naga37s-1, 504 nucleotides long. The record is from the annotation of a GenBank genome assembly. Lineage: Eukaryota; Viridiplantae; Streptophyta; Zygnematophyceae; Desmidiales; Closteriaceae.
AUGCCCGACUUACUUCUUCCACCCCCUUACCCGCCCACACAACCCCUCUGGUGCUGGCGGCUGGCACUUGUGCUGGUUCCUGGUGCUGGCGGCUGGCGCUGGUGCUGGUUCCUAGUGCUCGUGCUAGUUCCUGGUGCUGGUUCUUGGUGCUGGCGGGGUUCUCUGCUGGCGAGGUUCUCUGCUGGCGGGGUUCUCUGCUGGCGGGGUUCUCUGCAGGCGGGGUUCUCUGCUGGCGGGGUUCUCUUGUGGCGGGGUUCUCUGCUGGCGGGGUUCUCUGCUGGCGGGGUUCCUUGCCGGCGGGGUUCUUUGCUGGCGGGGUUCUCUUGCUGGCGGCUGGCCCUGGAGCUGGUGCUGGCGCUUGUGACUAGCGUCGGUGCUGGUGCUGGUGCUGGCGGCUGGCGGGUCCAAUGGCAGCGUUCGGCCGCCACUCCCUGCCCUUCUUCCGUCACCCCCCCCACAGCGACCGCCGCUGCAUACGCGAACAAGCACGACGGGGGGUGGUGA